CACGAGGACUUUGAAUGUUAGCUUGUUAGCAGGCUAGCAGCGUUAGCCUGUGUUGAGAGGACGGUGGUGUUCUGUUGGGACUUUUGUGAGGUUUUUGGACAGAAAGGACGAUACGUGGUUCGUGUGGGAACUCUCAGCAUUUUCCAAAGGGUCGUAAAUGAGUGAAGAAGUGUUGAACGGAAAGACAACGUGGAUUGCUGUGAUUGUGAGACUAGCAGAUGAUCGAUCGGAGCUGCAGUGAAGAGGACGGCGGUGUUUGUGGGAGUUGGAGCUGAAGAUCGGAGCAGGAACCAUGUCUUCAGAACCUCAGGAAGGUUCUGUCAGAGAACAACUUUCUGUUGCUGAAGGAACCCUCGUCCAGAACGAGGAGGAGCUCUGUCGUCAGCGCAGACUGCUGGAUAGCAGCUGGAACCCGCAGCUUCAGCUACACAUUGCAGUCCUCCCCCAGCAUUGGAAAACUGAAGAGGAAGAUCUCUGCAACCAGCAGAGGAACUUCAGAGUGGAACAAGAGGAACUAGAACCUCCGCAAAUAAAAGCGGAACUGCAGGAGCCAGAAUCUCCACAGAUUAAAAAGGAACUGCAGAGCUUUAAUGUAACUGAUAGUCGGUAUGAAGAAGGAAAUCAACAUGAAGAAUCAACAUCAACUACAGAUGGAGAGACAGACCCACAGAACAGAGAUCAGAGGAAGAGAAGAGACAGAAGUCAUGUCCAAAGUGUGGACAGCUCUCACAUGUCAGCAGUCCUACCCCAGCAUUGGGUGACUGAUGAGGAUCUCUGCAACCAGCAGAGGAACUUCAGAGUGAAACAUGAAGAACCAGAACCUCUACAGACUAAAGAGGAACUAGAUGAACUCUGUAUCAGUCAGCAUGAAGAUCAGCUUGAUCUGAAGCAGGAGGCUGAUACCUUGAUGGAGAUUCCUACUUAUGAGGAAGAUGAGAACAGUGAAGCAGAUCUAAACAAUCAGCAGAGCUUUAAUGCAACUGAUAGUCAGGAUGAAGAAGGAAACCAACAUGAAGAAUCAACAUCAACUAUAGAUGAAGAGACAGAUCCACAGAACAGAGAUCAGAGGAAGAGAAGAGACAAAAGACAUGUCCAUAGUGUGGACAGCUCUCACAGGUGCAAACGGCAGUGCUUAGAGGCGUUUACGGUGACGGCAAAAGAAACCAUUCUUGAGAAUUUCAAUACGAUUGGCACUCAAGAUGCCCAGGAUGCACAUCUCAUGUCUCUCAUCAGCUGUAAAAAGCCACAACGCAGACGGCCACGAGGUGCUGGGGAAUCACAAGAACGCAAGUGGCAGUACCAUUACAAGGUUAAACUUGGUGAUGAAGAGAAAGUGGUAUGCAGAGAAGCCUUCGCCAGCCUCCAUGGCAUAGGGACAAAGCGUGUCAGGAGAGUUGCAAACCACCAAUCCCAAGGAAUAACUCCAAAAGACAAGCGUGGUACUCAUAAUAACAGACGUUGCAUUUCAGACGAUCUGAAAGGCAAAGUUGAUGAACAUAUUCGGUCAUUCCCAUAUUUUGUAUCACAUUAUGAAUGCCAUGGAACGAAGAGGCGCUAUCUUGCCUCUGAUCUCACAGUUGUAAAAAUGUAUUCUCUGUUCCUACAGUUGUUCUACCCUGAAAAGUAUGCUGACUAUCUCACUGGUAAAGAUGUUAAAAAGAUUGAUUGUGAGGUGAAAUUCUGGUUCUAUUAUGAUUACUUCAAAAUGCAUUUUAAUUACGGGUUUGGGAGACCUCGCAGUGAUGUUUGCUCUGUCUGCAGCGAAUACCAAGCCAAGCUUAAGGUAGAGAAAAAUGCAGCUGUUUGGAAUACCUUGUAAGUCAAACUUGCAUUGCACAAGAAAAGGAAAUGAUCUUUUACAACAAGUUGAAAUCAUUCACUAAACUUGCUGAACGAAAUGACAAAGAGUUGCUUUGCUUUGACUUCAAACAAAAUAUUCCUUUUCCCCAUGUUCCUACUGGUGAUGUCUUUUAUUCAAGAAAGCUUUGGCGCUUUUUUUGGUAUUCAUUCACCAAAAUUAGGCAGAAUGAGGACAUACACAUGGCCAGAAACAGAAGCUCACAGGGGGAUCAAUGAGGUCAUAAGUUGUGUGAAAACAAUGUACCUCCAACUGUAAAGAAACUGGAUUUUUACAGCCACACUAUGGUUCAGUAUUUAGCAUCCCUGGUGGUGAACGGAAGGUUUGAUGAAGUCACUCACCCCUUUCCUAUCAGGGGCCAUAGCUAUUUGCCAUGUGACAGGCAGUUUGGGGUCAUAGAAAAAGUUCGGCGGAGACAUGACACAGUCAAGACAUACCAAAAAUAGGAUGAAAUCAUUAGUAAAAAGUUUUAGGUUAUCUCGAUGAAGGGUAGUGAUAUGUUUGAUUUCAAAUCCCAUCUUGGUCAGUUUUGAAUUCAAUUUUAUUUGUAAAGCCCAAAAUCACAACAGUUGUCUCGAUCAUCUUUGUGCGGAUAGAUGUAAGGUAAAACAUAAAAUCAAAAGGAUAAUGAACACACACAAUUCAAAAAAUUUUUUUUUAACUGAACUUACCAAACUCUGAGAAUCACUUAACAGAUUUAUAUUAAAUGGUGCGGUAGGGAAGCGUGCAUUCUCCAUGCUGCUGUAACCCCCUGCUCUCUGGCAUUGGGGGGGCCCCUGUGGCAGUUCCGUCAGCCCAGCUCCUGCAGUAGCUGACGUGGGUUGCCCGGUGGGCGGAUUUCCUCCAUCUGCUAUCCCGCGUGGGUGUCUGGGGGAACCCAGCUACCAGUUCAAUUCAAUUUUGAUUUAUAUAGCCCAAAUUCACAACAACAGCAGUCUUAGUGGGCUUCGUACCGGUAAUUGUAAGGUUAACAUACUAUCAAAAAGGAUCAUAAAUGCAUGGAAUUCAAUAGGAUAAUACUAAAACUCUAACUAAACAGGCUAAACUAAACUGGCAGCCCUGUUCUUAGACCCCUGUCGCGGUAAGGAAAAACUCCUAAACUGUUAUCCAGAAAGAACGAAGAAACCUCAGGGGUGCCCACAUAUAGGACGGAUCCUCCCUCAGGACAGACAGGCAAUGUACCAUAACCCUUAGAGAGAAUUAGCUUAUGUAACACUACAACAUGUUUAAAAUCCAGCAAAUGAUUUUCAUCCAGAUGAAAUUCGGGGACGGCUGGGGCGCGAUACGAGCCAGAGACAGGUUUCAGUUAAUUAGGAGUCUGGGUCUCCCUGUGCAGGUCCCCAGCCCGGUUAAAAUACAGGGUUGUAUGAGGAAGGGCAUCCAGCGUAAAACUCUCUGCCAAACUAAAUGUCUGGAUCAAUGAAAGCUGAUUCACUGUGGCGACCCCUAACAGGAUGUGCUAAAAGGUCAACAACAAAUUUGUUAAAUAGAAUUAAUAUAAAUUAAAGUCAAAUAGUUUGAAUAGUUGCUUGAAAAAAAUUGGGAAUAAGAAAACUCAUAAUCUGACCCAUGUUGUGUUAUUUCUUUUUAUUAAGAUAUUUUAAAUAGUUAAUAUAAUCCUGUCCUUAUCAGGAUCAGAUUAUUUAUCUAGUAAUACAAUGGAGUGCUUAUUAUCCUCAGAAAAAUAAGAUCCUCAUCCUUCUUGCAGCUGGAGAACAUUAUCAUACAGAUGUUUGUUCCUGCAGCUUUGACUGCUUUUUCCCCUCCUCUCUCUGGAAUGGACGGAUUCUGCUUAAUCCUGUAAUGGACAACCUCCUCUCAGGCUGAUGAAUAAUAAUAGUAAUUAUAAUUAUUGAUACUUUAUUUGUCCCACAAUGGGGAAGUUCUUCUCUGCAUUUAACCCAUCCCCAAGGGCCCUCACUGGGUGAUGUUAAUUGCUUGCAAUUGAUAUGGUAUGGUUCUGUAGGACCUGUUUAAAAAUGGUUGUUGUAAACCACAAACCUGAUAAGAAAGACUUCAGUCUUGAUUUUGAACAUGAAGAACAUCUAAAGAUUGUUAUUGACUGAAAACAAAACAUCUUUAUGUCUCUGCUUUGAUUCUAAACCACAGUUUAUUCAAUAAAGGAGAAACUAUUUCUGUU
Molecule: messenger RNA, 3998 nt
Organism: Oryzias latipes (Japanese medaka)
Lineage: Eukaryota; Metazoa; Chordata; Actinopteri; Beloniformes; Adrianichthyidae
Source: RefSeq, a predicted model, not a curated record